Messenger RNA from Belonocnema kinseyi, 8653 nucleotides. RefSeq names its product fatty acid synthase (gene FASN1). Gene Ontology annotation, molecular function: 3-oxoacyl-[acyl-carrier-protein] synthase activity; oxidoreductase activity; phosphopantetheine binding. The record is from RefSeq and is a predicted model, not a curated record. The transcript has 7 exons. Lineage: Eukaryota; Metazoa; Arthropoda; Insecta; Hymenoptera; Cynipidae. Gene Ontology annotation, biological process: fatty acid biosynthetic process. Bases 271 to 7470 code for a protein of 2399 amino acids.
UGCUCGGUAGCGAGACGCUAGCUUACACAUUCGCGCCCGUGAAACUCGUGUGGCGUCCUCGCUAAGUCGCCCUCGUUUAAUUACAAGUAAAAACGAUUAAAUAUAUACAAGUGCAUCGAAAUAAACAACUCUCACGACGUAACUCCACAACGGACAUUUAUUCCUCAUCUGUCAGGAUUAUAUCAACGCGUCAGUUAGCUGUCCACGAGGCUUUGACGACAGUUUAUUUUGACGGGAAAUCCUUAGUUUUACUAUAUUGAAUCUUAAAAAAUGCCUGCUAGGUUUGAAAGCAUGAAUACUCCGAUCGCACGUGAUCAUAUUAUUCCUAACGGCAUGCCAUACGUUGUUGAUGAUGAAAUUGUUAUCACAGGAUUUUCUGGUCGCUUGCCCGAGUCUUCAAACAUAGAAGAAUUCAAACAGCAGCUUUUCGAUGGAAUCGAUCUAGUAACAGACGAUGAACGACGAUGGCCUUCCGGUCUUCACGGUCUUCCCAACAGAACCGGAAAAAUCAAGGAUAUCGCAUCCUUCGAUGCCACUUUUUUCGGCGUCCACGCCAAACAAGCACAUGUGAUGGAUCCUCAACUUAGAAUGCUCCUCGAAUUAACGCACGAAGCCAUCGUAGAUGCCGGCAUCAAUCCCGCAGAAAUUAGAGGAUCCAAAACCGGCGUUUUCAUCGGAGUUAGUGAGUCAGAAUCUGAUGAAUUUUGGACCUCAGACCCAGAUCAGGUUAACGGUUACGGUUUAACCGGCUGUUGUCGGGCAAUGUUCCCCAAUAGAAUAUCCUACACAUUUGACUUUACGGGUCCAAGUUUCGCCAUUGACACCGCCUGUUCCUCGUCUCUCUUUGCCAUGCAUCAAGCAGUGACCGCCAUGCGUUCCGGCCAAUGUGAAGCAGCAAUCGUUGGCGGCGUAAAUCUCGUCCUAAAACCCACAAGUUCCCUCCAGUUUCACCGGCUCAACAUGUUGUCCAUGGAUGGAGCUUGCAAAUCCUUCGACGCCUCAAGGAACGGAUACGUCAGAGCAGAAGCCGCAGUUGUCAUCUUCCUUCAAAAAGCACGGAACUCAAGAAGAGUCUAUGCAACAGUCGUCAACUCCAAGACGAACACAGAUGGCCACAAAGUCCAGGGAAUCACCUUUCCCAGUGGAGACAUGCAGAACAAACUGAUGCGAGAAGUUUACUCAGAAUUAGGUCUCGAUCCCGCUGAUGUCGUCUAUGUAGAAGCUCACGGAACCGGAACCAGUGCUGGAGAUCCACAAGAAGUCAACUCGAUCGUAGAAUUGUUCUGCAAAAACAGAAGGAAGCCUCUGCUCCUCGGGUCUGUUAAAUCCAAUAUGGGACACUCGGAACCCGCGAGUGGUCUCUGUUCCAUUGCGAAGAUGCUGAUAGCGUUCGAGGCUGGAGUAAUCCCAGGCAAUCUCCAUUUCAAGAUUCCCAAUCCAGACAUUCCUGCUUUACACGACGGACGCGUACAGGUUGUGGAUCGAUCCACGCCUUGGAAUGGCGGUUUGAUAGCCGUCAAUUCUUUUGGCUUUGGUGGUGCGAACGCGCACGUUGUUUUGCGCGGCAAUCCAAAGCCAAAAAUCGCUCCAUUGCUAGAUAUAAAUUUACCGAAGAUUGUUUCUGUCUCUGGAAGGACUGAAGAGGCCGUGAAUACUUUCCUGGAUAAGGUUAAGGAACACGAAAAGGAUGACGAGUUUACUUCAUUGGUGCAAGACUUGCACGCGAAUAACAUAACCGGGCAUGCAUAUCGUGGAUUUCAAAUCCUCGGCGACGUAAAUGUACGAGAAGUUGGUGAAUUCAGUGGAGAGAAGAGGCCUAUUUGGUAUGCGUUUUCUGGAAUGGGUUCUCAGUGGGCAGGUAUGGGCCGAGCGCUCUUUUGCAUCGACACCUUCCAAUCGAGUAUUCGCCGUUGCGCGGAUGCUCUGAAACCAGAAGGUAUUGACUUGUUGGAUCUCAUUAUGAAUGGAACGAACGAGACGUUUGAAAAGGUGGUGAAUAGUUUUGUCUCGAUCGCAGCAAUUCAAGUCGCAUUGGUGGACCUGCUGACUUUAGUUGGUAUCCAGCCUGAUGGAAUUGUCGGUCACUCAGUUGGUGAACUUGGUUGCGCUUAUGCAGAUGGCGGACUUACAGCCGAGCAAGCCGUCCUCGCUGCCUUCUGGCGAGGGAAAUCAAUUGUGGAAUCAGAUCUGCCGAAAGGCAGCAUGGCUGCGAUAGGUCUCAGCUGGGAGGAGACACAGAAAAGGUGUCCACCAGAUAUUUGCUUGGCUUGUCACAAUUCUGCCGAUUCAGUGACUAUUUCCGGUCCACUAGAAUCAGUCGAGAAAUUUGUACAAACGCUGAAGAAAGAGAACAUUUUUGCGAAGAAAGUUCAGAGUUCUGGAGUUGCUUUCCACAGUAGAUAUAUCGAAUCUUGCGGGCCAAGAUUGAGAGCUGCUCUUGAGAAGAUAAUUCCUAACCCGAAACCAAGGACCUCUAGGUGGAUCUCGAGUUCUAUUCCGGAAUCUGCAUGGAAUACUCCAUUGGCACAGCUUAGUUCUCCAGCUUAUAAUGUCAAUAACCUUCUUUCACCAGUUUUAUUCCAUGAGGCAAUUGCUCAUGUGCCUGAAAAUGCGAUUGUAAUAGAAAUCGCCCCUCAUUGUUUGCUCCAAUCUAUUCUUCGCAGGUCAUUACCACCAACAGUCACAAACAUCGGUCUUCACAAACGAGAACACAGUGAUAAUCUCACGUUUCUUUUGACAAAUAUUGGCAAACUUUACAACAGUGGAGGCCAGCCGAGGCUUUCCAAACUCUAUCCUCCCAUAACUUAUCCAGUUGGACGAGGAACUCCGAUGAUUAACUCGAUGGUUCAAUGGGAUCAUUCAAUAAAGUGGAAUGUUGCAGACUUUUCUGGAAAAUCAGGACAAUCCGGACAGAGUGUAGUAGAAAUUGAUUUAUCAAAAGAGGAAUACUCUUAUAUUGCUGGUCACUGCAUCGACGGAAGAAUUCUUUUCCCCGCGACUGGAUACCUAACAAUCGUGUGGAAAACCUUCGCAAAAUUACGAGGAACAGACUAUGAGAAGAUUCCUGUCGUUUUUGAAGAUGUGCAGUUCCAUCGCGCUACCAUUAUGCCGAAAGAGGGUUCUGUCAAAUUUGUUAUCAAUAUCUUCGAAGGUACUGGAGGUUUUGAAAUUUCCGAAAGCGGAGCUUCAACAGUGACAGGAAAGAUUCGAGCACCAGAGGACAUUGCAAAGGCACAUCUCAACCUACCAGUACCUGUCGUUCGAAGCCAACCUGAUUUAUUAGAACUGAAGACCGAUGACGUAUACAAAGAUCUUCGACUUCGUGGCUACGAUUACAGCGGAAUUUUCAAAGGUAUCAAAUCAUCCGACAACCGAGGUGUUUGCGGAAAACUUUCUUGGUCAAACGACUGGAUUUCUUUUGUCGAUACGAUGCUCCAGUUCGCGAUUCUUGGUAAAAAUACUAAGGAUCUAUUUCUGCCAACUCGAUUGCAGUACGCAGCAAUUAAUCCUGCAAAUCAUAUGCAAAUCAUAGAAAAGUUACAAGAGGAUGAAGGGAUUCCGGUCUAUAGUUACACUAAUGUUGAAAUCGUCAAAUCGGGAGGAGUAGAGUUGAGAGGAAUGAAAUCUUCCCUUGCUCCGAGAAGACAGCAAACUCAAGCUGAUCCAAAACAUGAGAAAUAUACUUUCGUGCCGUAUGAGAAUACACAAUCUCUGGUGGAAGAUCCCGAGAAGGCAAAAUUGCACGCGUUGACUGUCCUGCUUCAAGUUGCCAAUGAAAACCAGGGUUUAAUCAAAAUUAAAGCAGUUGAAGCUACUGCUGAACGAAAUCCUGAGGCGCUUUUAACACCCUUGGUCUUAGAUAUUCUACUUAGUGAACCGAUGCUCGAUGUUGACAUGAAAUUGGCUACAGUGUCUCCUGAUAACUAUGCUACGAUUGUGGAACAAUGCGAUGCUAAAACUGCUGUUGUUGAUAUACAGAGCACUCCUGUUGGACAGGAUCUCCAUCUUAUAUUGGCAGCGGAUGUACUGAAUAAUAAGAUGGCUGCGGCUCUGAAAAACUUUGAAGCUUCACUUAAUCCGGGUGGCUUUAUUCUUUCUGAGGAAACUACCAAAUUGGAUCCAAAUAUCUUAAAGGGGUCUGGUUUAAUUUUCGUGGGAAAGCAGAUUGUCCCUGGAAAGACUUAUAUACUUUUGAAGAAAGAAGAGGAGAAGGCGGAACCUAUUAUUGUUCAAGUUACGGAGAAGAACUUCGCUUGGGUGGAUGAGUUGAAAGCUGCACUCAAGAAGUCAGAAACUGAGGGGCAGAAGAUUCUGGUUGUUGGCCAAGGAGAAGAACUUCUUGGUCUCGUUGGAUUGAUGACCUGUGUCCGCAGAGAGGCAGGUGGAUUGAAUGCCCGUUACGUAUUCAUUCAAGACAAGAGUGCCGAAAAUUUCUCGUUAAGUGAUGCUUUCUACGGUCAGCAGUUGAACAAGCAACUCAUGGCAAACGUGCUAAAAGGUGGACAAUGGGGAUCAUAUCGUCACUUGCGAUUAGACAAACAAAGCGACGUACCUGCUCUUCAGGUAGAACAUGCAUACAUCAAUGCUUUGGUGAGAGGAGAUUUGAGCAGCUUGCGAUGGAUUGAAGGUCCUCUGAGUUAUUAUCAAUCCGAGAAAUUCGUUGGACAAGAACUCUGCGACGUCUAUUAUGCGCCCCUCAAUUUCAGAGAUAUCAUGUUAGCCUCCGGAAAAUUGCCGCCAGACGCCCUUCCUGGUGAUUUAGCAAGUCAGGAUUGCAUCCUAGGUCUGGAAUUCGCUGGCAGAGAUUCAGCAGGUCGACGAGUUAUGGGUAUGGUAGGAGCUCGGGGAUUGGCAACGACAGUUUUGGCCGACCCUGGAUUCAUGUGGCAGGUGCCGGACAAAUGGACAUUGGAAGAAGCAGCUACUAUUCCAGUUGUUUACGCAACAAGCUAUUAUGCCUUGGUAGUCAGAGGACGAAUGCAAUCCGGCGAAAGUAUUCUAAUCCAUGCUGGUAGCGGUGGAGUUGGUCAAGCUAGCAUAGCUGUAGCCCUGCAUGCAGGUUGCACGGUCUUUACGACAGUCAGCUCAAAAGAAAAACGAGAUUUCCUCAAGAAAACGUUCCCUCAGCUAACAGACAAACACAUUGGAAACUCCCGAGACACCAGUUUCGAGCAGCUUAUUCUCUCUGAAACCCAAGGUCGAGGAGUGGACAUCGUGUUGAAUUCUCUUUCCGAAGAGAAACUUCAAGCGAGUGUCCGCUGUUUAGCAAAAGACGGCCGAUUCCUUGAAAUCGGAAAGUUUGACCUUUCCAAUAACACAGGCCUGGGAAUGUCCUUUUUCCUGAAGAACACCAGCUUCCACGGAAUUCUCUUGGAUGCUCUAUUUGACACCAACGGUCCUGAGAAGAAGGAGGUUGUUCAGCUUGUCUAUGAAGGUAUUCAGAAUGGAGCAGUGCGUCCGCUUCCCUCUACAGUUUUCACGGAACAACAAAUUGAACAAGGAUUCAGGUUCAUGGCUGCCGGCAAACACAUUGGUAAAGUUCUACUUAAAAUUCGCGACGAGGAAUCCAAGAAAGUAGUGAAACCAGUUUUGAAAACCGUAGCUGCUAUUCCCCGAACCUACAUGAAUCCUGACAAAUCCUAUGUCUUUGUCGGAGGUCUCGGAGGAUUUGGCUUGGAACUAGCCAACUGGGUGAUCACAAGAGGAGCGAAGUUCAUCGUUCUCACAUCUCGAUCAGGAAUUCGAACUGGAUACCAAUCACUUUGCAUUCGAAGGUGGCGGGAAAUGGGCAUCACGAUUCAGGUUUCGACAACAGACGUCACCAGCGAAUCUGGAGGAGAGAGUCUUCUCAAGGAAGCCAUGAAGCUUGCACCUGUUGGGGGAAUAUUCAACCUCGCUGCCGUUCUUCGCGAUGCCUUGAUUGAAAACUUGGAGGAUGGUCACUUUAAAAGUGUAUGUCUGCCGAAAGUAGACGGCACAAAGAAUUUGGACUCGGCCUCGAAGAAAUACUGUCCAGAGCUCGACUACUUCGUCUGCUUCUCAUCAGUUUCCUGCGGAAGAGGAAAUGCUGGACAGACGAAUUACGGACUGGCCAACUCGGCGAUGGAAAGGAUAAUGGAACAGAGACAAGCUGCUGGAUUACCAGGUCUCGCCAUUCAGUGGGGAGCAAUUGGAGACGUUGGGAUGGUCCUGGAAAUGAUGGGUAACAACGAUACUGAAGUUGGUGGCACUCUGCCACAAAGAAUGGCAUCUUGUCUGACGACCAUGGAUUCGUUCCUUCAACAACCACAUCCUGUUCUGGCCUCGAUGGUUCUCGCCGAAAAGCAGAAAGCAGGCGACGCUUCUGGUCAAUUAAAUCUACUUGACGCUAUUGCCAAUAUAUUGGGCAUCAAGGACGUGAAGACAGUCAACGUGAACAAUAGCUUGGCUGAUCUUGGAAUGGAUUCUUUGAUGGGAACUGAAAUUAAACAGACCCUCGAGAGGAAUUACGAUCUCGUUCUCUCCGCUCAAGAAAUUCGAUCUCUUACGUUUGGCAAGUUACUUGCAUUAUCUUCAGGAUCGGCGGAAUCCAGCGAAGCAAAUCCUCCAGCUACUGCUGUUAAUUCCAUGAAUGAAAACGACCCGGAUGAGUUCUUCUUCCAGUGUUCUGGAACCGAAAUUGUACCAGUCAAAUCGCUGAUUCAGCUACAGUCGAAGGUCAAAACUGGCGAACCAAUAUUUGUGAUUCACGCGGUCGAAGGAGUUGUUUCUCCUUUGAAAAGUUUGGCCAGCGAACUCGAGCGACCUGUUUGGGGUCUACAAUGUACCAAGGAUGCGCCUCUUGACUCGCUAACGGAUCUGGCAACGUACUACAUCAAGGAAAUGAAGACUGUGAAAAAGCAAGGCCCUUAUAGCAUUAUAGGGUAUUCGUUCGGUGCUUGUGUUGCAUUCGAAAUGGCGUUACAGUUGGAGAAAAGUGGAGAGUCGACAGUCCUGACACUUCUUGACGGAUCACCAGACUUUAUCACGUUACACAGCCAAACUAUUGGAAAGCAAACAGCAUCACUUAGCCCUGAUCUACCGACUGGUGGCUAUCAAAAGGCCCUUGCCUUUUUCACAAGGCAGCUUAACUCCGAUAUCAGUUUUAUGAAGGCAUAUAGCAUAUUAAGAGAGACUAAAUCUGACGAGGAAUCCUUAAAUAAAAUGUUGGAGUUAAUAGGAAAUACUCCCUUUAAGCCAGAAGACCUAAAAGUCGCUGGAAGUUUGUUUUUCAAGAAGCUGCGGGCAGCGAAUAUGUAUAAACCAUCCAGCAAAUAUGACGGACCUAUCACUCUCAUCAAGGCCAAAGAUAACUUUGUUUCCUUAAACAAUGAUUACGGUUUAUCUGAGAUUUGCAGACAAAAUGUAAGGAUCGAGGAGUUGCCAGGAAACCACAGGAGUAUCCUCUCUGGAGAUAUCGUUAAAAAAAUGGCAACACUCAUAAGAACAUAAACACAAGUUAUUCUUGGAUAAAGUAAUUGUCUUAAGAUAUUGUAAGUAUCAUCAUAAUCGAAGAACAGCGAAUUUUUAUCCUUGUUCCUCUUCUCAAUCGCUUGAGCUACGAAGUGUUGUAUAAUAAUUUAGCCUGUUUUCUUGGCAAUCAUUUCAAGCAUCCGAAAGUAAUUCAAGCAUGUGUGAAACUUCUUUUAUACAAAAAUUUCUUCCUAGAAAUCUUCGUUCGCAAUUCCAUUUUUUUCCACAUUAAAAGGCUUUAUUUUGUCUCACAUUGUGUCUUUGCGUAUUUUUUGUUUUAUUUGCACGUAAAAAACUGCAAUAUGCCAUUUUUUAAUGCGGCCAAAAUGAACCAGAUAGUAUUUUUAAGAUGCGUUUUAAUUUGUGCUUAAAACCAAUUUUACUAUUGUUUUUUGUAGUUUAAAGCAAUUAAUAAAUUUGGAAAAAAAGAGAUUUAUCGGAAAAUUGUUAAACGUGGAAUUUUCAUCGUAUACAGUGAAAAAGCACGUUUUAAAUUGAAAUGCAUCUUAAAAAUGAUACCUGGUUUUGUGAGUAUGCGACUCCUGAGCACCCAAGAAUUCAGGUACCAAUCGAUCAAUCAGCUUUAAAUAACUUGAAAAAUAGCGCGCAAUCGUUUAAUGACAGGAACGAAUGGAUGGUAAUCCUUUUCUAUACGAUUUUCAGAUGGUUACCAGUGGACAGGUUUCCAUUUCCAGAUUGUCUGAACAUUUAAUUCUAGACUUGUAGAGAGAUAUACAGAGUUUUUUUGUUGUAUUUUUAUUUAGUUUUAGUGAAAUUAUGCGUUUUAAUGAGACGCGUCGCGAUUUAAUACUUAUGUACAUUCAUCAAAAAAUGCGAAACGCUACGAAUUAUUUAAAUGCAUUUAAAUGCUUUAUACAUUAAGAAUACGAUUUAAAUGAACAAAGUGGCUGUAAAAUACACGAUAUAUUACUUUAGACUAUAUUUUUUUAAGGUUCUUGUUUCCGUUUCCUCAUUUAAUUAGUAGAAAUGUAGCAUGUAUGAAGACAGUGUAAAAAUGUAUCACGUGCGUGUGUGUUGAGUUGAAAAUGAAACGUGAACUAUCUCGUAUGACGUUAUAUCAUAUUUAUUAUGUACUUUUGUCGGGUAUAAAUUAUACUCUUGUAUGAAAUAAACUUGAACAAUAAACGGAAUACAAAUAAUA